Molecule: messenger RNA, 1563 nt
Organism: Trypanosoma theileri
Lineage: Eukaryota; Euglenozoa; Kinetoplastea; Trypanosomatida; Trypanosomatidae
Exons: 1
Coding region: 1-1563 (520 amino acids)
Source: RefSeq, a predicted model, not a curated record
AUGAACACUGAAAACCAAGAACUGCAAAAAGAUAGAAUGGAGACAGAGAAACCACAAGAACAUCAGCAGAAGACGGCACAGAGUUCCGCCGAGCGUCGGAUUGGUAUGGAAUUUCCACCGGUGCUUGAUCGCGAAGAUAUUUUGCGUGAACAGCGGGCUGCAGUAACGCCUGAGGAGAUGCGGCGCAGUAUGCAGGAUGAUAUUCCGCCUGUUGUGCGCAGUGUACUUGAGCUUACACACUUAAUGAUGAGUGGACACAGUCAGCGACUGCGGGCGGCACCGGGAUAUCAAGGCGGUCUAUUCUACGGCGGCCGCCCAUUCUGUUUCGCCAGCGGCUACCGCGACGGCACACGUCCACGUGAGAUGGACGAUAAGGGAAACCACAUGAAACUGAAGGAUCCACUCACAUAUGGUGUGCUCUCACUACCCGUGACGGCGGGAUAUCUUUGCGAGCUGCAUGGUAAAGGUCUCUUCAAUCUCCAUACUCCACUAGUGCAGUACUUACCAGAGCUGCAGCAGAAACUGGAUGAGACCAUUACGGCGCGCAGUAUUUUAGCCUUUACAAGAGUUAUAGAUGAUCGUCAGGUGCUGAGGGAUGCAGGGGUGAAGUGGAUGCGGCCACAUUUUUCAUGGAAUAUUUGUGCUGCCACCCAAGAGUAUGUAUACGAACCACUUAACCGUUUCUUCGCCGCUGGUUCCUCCACACCUCUCACCGGUCAACAACAACGAGAGAACUUUAUACAGUACCUUCGUACUUCACCACAUGUAAAGGUGGUAUCACAGUUGCCACGGGGGAAGUUAGGGUGGCACUUCCGUAGCGUUUCCCAUUUCUCUGUUGCGUUGCUAAUAGCAGCUGUUGAGCGGCAGUUGAAGGAAGUUAGUUUUGAGGCAUCUAUACGUAAGACAGUGUUUGAACCAGCGCAGAGCCAUGGAGCGGGUUAUGGACCACCAAAGUUGUGGCGUGAUCCUAAUGAACUUUUUUAUCAGCCUAGUGGUCUUUCACUACAGCACCAGGGUUUCUUUCACCCACUAAAGGUGGGUUCUGUUGAAAAUUCUGCUCCUCCACUUCUUAACGCCUCAAUAAAUCUUCAUGCCCCCGUGGAAGACUAUGGUAAGUUACUCUUACUUUCUCUUGAUGCCAUACGGCAUGCACGAACAGCAUUGGGUGAUGCAGGUAUAGAAGCAAAUAAUCCACACUAUGAUUUUGGUGUAGAAUGGCUUAAUAAUGACCGUUGUUUGCAAUUGACGCAGCGUGUAUUGGGAAUUGACUAUUUACCCUCUGCGUCAUCUUUCCGCUACAGUUGCAAUCACGAUUUAGGAUGUUUCGGUGUAAGUAAUUGUGGUACACGAAACGCGCGAAUGUUGGCAAACACACUCUCUCGUAUGAUUCAGCACCUUUUUCUAAAGCAUGUCAUUGAAAAGGGUGUUGACGCCAUGCGAGGACCAGACUUGGACAAUCCUAACGAAGAAUCAAGUGCGACAGAGAGAAAAUUCCGUAAGGUGGUGAAACAGCAGGAAUAUACGAGUUAUUUUAAGAAACAUGAAGCGCACAAACGAUUUUGA